CCAGCAAGAAUAGACUACUCCAUUACGCACUCGGGAGAAACAACAACAACGCUGUUGGACACGCUGAAUCAUAUAUAGCACGUCGGCAUGCCACCAAAAGACCCUCAGGCGCCCGCCGCUCCCAAGCUGACUCGGUCGCGCAACGGAUGUGUCGAAUGCCGCCGACUCCAUCGCCGCUGCGACGAGGAGAAGCCGUCAUGCGCCAACUGUCGCGAUGCGGGCAAGGUGUGCUCCUACCAGAAACCACUCUCCUGGGGCGGGCGGCCAUUCAACCGUUCAACGUUCCGCCACGCGCUGGGAGGGGGAGUGGUCGAGAUUCCCAUUGCGGAUUCCGAAGACGAUACGACACAUCGACGAUCCUUUGUCUACGGACAAGCAGAGAGUUCCAGCAGCGCAGCGAGACGUGCGAGCUCCAUCAAGAUCGAGCCGGAAUUGCGCACCAUGGGCCCCCUCCCGAUCAUUGAGCCACACGAGAGCUCGCGAAGCUCACCGGCUGGCGAUUUGAGCAUACCCGCCGCGGCAUGGCUGCCCUGGUUGUCACAGCACCACCGCGCCCUCUUCCAACACUUCAUCGACCACACCGUGACCAUUUUCACGGGGGAUGCGGCGGUACAGCAAGAAAUUCGAGCGGCCAUUGUGCCCAUGGCCAUCGACACAAAUCACGGCUUCUCCCUCGUAGCCGCCAUUCUGAGCCUGGCGUCAACACAUCGCAUGAAUCUUGGAGCGCACCGCGAUGCCACCGAAGUUGCAUAUUGGCGCGACAUGAGCGUCGGACACCUGCGACGGCCGACGGUGCAGGAGGAUGAGUCGACGCAGAAUGUCUUUGCCGGGACGGCGCUGAUGCUGGCCAUCCGCGACGUCAUUUCGGACGGGGAGAAGCGCUCGACGUGGAGGGUGCACCUUCAGGGUGCGCUGUCGGUGUUUGCAACCGACAUUGAGCUCCAAAGCAUGACCGACACGAGCACACGCGGCAUUCUGAAGAGGCUGGCCCGCUCGCUGCAGAUCCGCAGUCCACUAGCCACCCCCGGAACGCUGCCCAGUCCCGAGGACGACAAGGGCAAGUCGGCGGAGAUGAAUGUGGAAGUGCUCGGGCUGCCGCGCCAGCUGUCCGGCGUGCUCAAGCACAUCCGCGCGCUCCGGCUGGAGAAGAAUGCGCUGCAAAACAUCGAGAGCAACUCCGGAAGCGACAACAUGCAACGACUCUGGAGCGCACUCCGCGCGCAAUGCCUGGAAGUCAUUGUGCAGCUGAAGAACUUUAGCGAAAGCGUCACGGCCGCGAGCACGCCGCCCACCAGCCAUCGGAGUCCGGACCGCGACAGACUCUACUCCUACGUCGCCCUCUUGCAAGUCUACUCGGGCGUGAUGGACCUGACGAUCCACGAUUCCGGUCUGCGCACCACGCUCGAGACGGCGGUGAGUACGCUCCGCGGAUACAGCUUCGAUGAGGGGAGUACCCGAUGCGAUCCGGACCUUGUCUUUGUUCUCUUCAGCAUUGGCUGCCUGGUGCGGUCGGGCGAGGACAGGGCUCUGGUGUCUUCCAUGCUGGUGCGGAUCACAAAGGAGCACGGCAAAGCUAAUGCGAAUCUGGCGCGCCUGUUCUUGGAAGAGCUGUGGACGAGAGUGGAUUUGCAGAAUCAAUUGGUCAAACAAUCGGAUGUUGAUUCGCUGAUGACCGAGAAGGACUGGGACCUUUCUCUCUGGUAAGAGAAAGAAGGGAAAGCACAGAGACGGUGGAGAGGUAUGGAUAUACCGAGCACAACAGAUAGGUGCUACAGCUGUCGAAUGGGUCUUCGAGCCCGU
This is a messenger RNA of Neohortaea acidophila, 1800 nucleotides long. Its product is annotated as fungal-specific transcription factor domain-containing protein. The coding region runs from base 88 to 1704 and encodes 538 amino acids. Lineage: Eukaryota; Fungi; Ascomycota; Dothideomycetes; Mycosphaerellales; Teratosphaeriaceae. Gene Ontology annotation, molecular function: zinc ion binding; DNA-binding transcription factor activity, RNA polymerase II-specific; transcription cis-regulatory region binding. Gene Ontology annotation, cellular component: nucleus. The record is from RefSeq and is a predicted model, not a curated record. Gene Ontology annotation, biological process: positive regulation of transcription by RNA polymerase II. The transcript has 4 exons.